This is a messenger RNA of Monodelphis domestica (gray short-tailed opossum), 750 nucleotides long. Lineage: Eukaryota; Metazoa; Chordata; Mammalia; Didelphimorphia; Didelphidae. The record is from RefSeq and is a predicted model, not a curated record.
AUGGCUCCCAGAACAGUCCUCAUCACUGGCUGUUCUUCAGGCAUCGGGUUGGCAUUGGCCGUGAGACUGGCCACUGAUUCCCAGGGCCGCUUCAAAGUGCUGGCCACCAUGAGAGACCUCAGUCGCAGUGGACCCCUUAAGGAAGCAGCUGGAUCGGCCCUGGGACAAACCCUAGAGAUUGGGCAAUUGGACGUCUGUGAUGAAGACUCCAUCACUCGAUGCCUGAAUAGGCUUCCAGGACAAUAUGUGGACAUCCUUGUCAGCAAUGCCGGCAUAGGGCUCAUUGGGCCUCUAGAGUCACUGUCCCUGGAUGACAUGCGCCAGGUCAUGGACACCAAUUUCUUUGGGUUGGUGCAGCUGGUUAGGGCACUGAUGCCAGCCAUGAAACGCCAACGCCAGGGGCACAUUGUGGUCAUCAGUAGCAUCCUGGGCUUACAAGGCAUUAUGUUCAAUGACAUCUAUGCAGCCUCCAAAUUUGCAGUAGAGGGUUUCUGCGAGAGUCUCUUGGUACAGGCUCUUCAUUUCAACAUCUCGGUAACACUGGUAGAGCCAGGCCCUGUGACUUCAGAGUUCGAGGGAAAGCUGUAUUCCGGGGUGGAGCAGGCAGACUGCGUUGGCACUGACUCUGAGACUGCAGACAUCUUCACUCGCAUCUACUUGCCCAACUCCCGGGCUCUCUUUGCCAGCUUGAGCCAGAGUCCCGAGGAUGUGGCCGAGGGAACUCCCCUGGGUACUGUAAAGCUCCGAUAA